Ziziphus jujuba (common jujube) is the source of this 2796-nucleotide messenger RNA. RefSeq names its product histidine kinase CKI1. The transcript has 6 exons. Gene Ontology annotation, molecular function: phosphorelay sensor kinase activity. The record is from RefSeq and is a predicted model, not a curated record. Gene Ontology annotation, biological process: phosphorelay signal transduction system; phosphorylation. Lineage: Eukaryota; Viridiplantae; Streptophyta; Magnoliopsida; Rosales; Rhamnaceae. The coding region runs from base 1 to 2796 and encodes 931 amino acids. Gene Ontology annotation, cellular component: nucleus.
AUGGCAUCAAUGAAGCUCAACUCUUUGGUAACACAACCUCUUCUCUUGAUUUUCAUCAUCUUGGCUCUUGCAGUGUCGUUAUCUCCCAAUUUAUUCAUACCAUGUUUAUAUGGUAUGAUAAAAAAUGUGGAGCACCAUGUAAACAAGAAUUUUCUUAACUUACAUUCGGAUGAGAACAAAGCACAAUUUUUACAUCCAUCAAACUCGUCAUCAACGAAUAUACCUAAAGUUCUGAGUUCAUCUAUCAAUGGAUCUCAUCUCUCAAUUUUUGUGAUUAAUAAUAAGGUGUAUGUUUUGGCUAAUACCCAACAAAAUGGAUUAGUAAGUAUGGUUCACAAGUGCAGCAAAAUAGCACUCAUCUUCCUUGUAUCGACAAUCAUUACAAUGAGUGUAUCCAUUGUAAGUUUUGGUUUCAUAAUUGUUGGAGUUGCAAGGAGAGAGAUGCAUUUGUGUGCAUCUCUCAUAAAACAGAUGGAGGCCACAAGACAAGCUGAAACCAAGAGUAUGAACAAAAGUCUCGCCAUUGCUAGCGCCAGCCACGAUAUUCGAGCUUCUCUAGCUGCCAUUACCGGAUUGGUAGAGAUAUGCUAUGAUGAAGUUGCCUUUGGUUCCCCAUUAGAAACAAAUUUAAAACAAAUGGAUGCAUGUAUCAAGGACCUUUUAGGUAUAUUGAAUUCUUUUCUUGAUACAAGCAAAAUUGAAGCUGGUAAAAUGCAAUUAGAAGAGGACACAUUUGAUGUGGCACAACUUGUUGAAGAUGUGGUUGAUCUUUAUCACCCUGUUGGUAUAAAGAAAGGAGUAGAUGUUGUUUUGGAUCCUUUUGAUGGGUCUGUUAUAAAGUUUUCACAUGUCAAAGGAGACAGAGGAAAGCUAAAACAAAUACUAUGUAACUUGUUAAGCAAUGCCGUGAAAUUUACUUCUGAAGGACAGGUAACAGUUCGGGCUUGGGUUCGAAAACCAAGGUUGAAGAACUCCAUUAUUGCUUCAAACCGGAAUGGUUUUUUAAGUCACUUGUGCUGCAUAUUUCACAAAAACAACAAAGCAAAUGAUCAUGAUGACUUGGACGCCAUGGAUGAUCCAAAUGUCAUGGACUUUGUAUUUGAGGUUGAUGAUACCGGUAAAGGAAUUCCUAAAGAGAAGCAAAAAGCAGUUUUCGAAAACUAUGUCCAAGUAAGAGAAACUGCUCUUGGACUAGGAGGAACUGGUUUGGGACUUGGCAUUGUACAAUCUCUGGUACGUCUGAUGCAUGGAGAAAUUGGAAUUGUGGAGAAGGAAAUUGGAGAAAAGGGAAGCUGCUUCAGGUUCAAUGUUCUUCUGUCUGUAUGUGAGUCUAUGUAUUACAAUGAUACAAAAGAAGAGAAUAUUGAAAUAGUGGUUAAUUCCAUGGAUGGCAAUCAUGGCAUGCAGCAAAAUGACUCUGGAAUAACCAGGCAGACUCAUAGCCCCCCCAGGUUGACCAUUCAGACACCAGGACCCCGCUUAAACAUUCUAACUCCAAGCCAUGGAAGUGGAGUUCGUAAUCCAUCUAGUCCUAAAGCAGAGGGAUCACAUGUUGUGCUGAUGAUUCAGAAUCAUGAACGGCGAAGAAUUUCACAGAAGUUCAUGGAGAGCCUUGGGAUAAAAGUAAUAGUGGUGGAUCAAUGGGAAAGACUUCCUCGUUCUCUUAAGAAAAUAAAACACAAAUGGAACAGCAAUUCCCAUCACGGUUUUUCUGGGAAAUCAGAUUUUAGUUUUCAUAAUGAUUGGUUGAGCAAAUCUGCAUCCACUAACACCAGCAUUGGAGCAAAAGAUCAUAUGCCUUCAAGUUCCAUGGAUGGAAAUAAUAAUUACGUACUUUCUCUCUUCAGAAAGACUCAUCUUCGCGGUGCUUCGAGCUUUAUAUUGCUAGUGAUCGAUGUUACUUCUGGACCAUUUUCAGAAUUAUGCAAGAUUGUGAGUAAAUUCAAAAGUGACCUUCAAAGUGGUUGUUGCAAGGUUGUUUGGCUAGCAAAUCCAAUGUUACAUGGUAGGAUGGGCUUCAACAGCAAGAGGGUCAUUUUUGAUUCAGAUGAUAUUAUAAAGUACAAACCAUUUCAUGGAAAUUGUUUAUAUGAAGUGGUAAAACUUCUUCCAGAGUUUGGGGGUGCAUUUCCAAAGAGAGGAAGUGCUAAAGUUGCUGGAGCUCCAAGUUCAUCAAGGCAUCAAUCUCAAACCCAAGACGUCGAAUAUAAAAUGGAAGAUCAUGGUAAUUCAAGCAAUGGGGAACGAUGGAAGACGAUGAAAUCAGUUUCAUAUGGGUCUCAUAUUAGACCCAAGUCUCCAAUAGGUCACGAGCAUGGACUUCGACAGGAAGAUACGCGAGAGGAGAUUGAGAAACCUUUGAAGGGAAAAAAGAUUUUGAUUGCUGAAGAUAGCAGAAUAUUGGGCAGGCUGGCUAUGCAUCAUACUUCAAGGCUUGGUGCAACUGUUGAGCUUUGUGGAAAUGGAAAGGAAGCUUUAGAGCUGGUUUCCAAUGGUUUGGGCAAUCAAAUGAAACGAGGAGCUUCCUUGGCUCUUCCUUACGAUUUUAUUUUGAUGGAUUGCGAGAUGCCAACCAUGGACGGUUAUGAAGCAACAAGGCAGAUAAGGAAGAUGGAGGAAUCUUAUGGUGUCCAUAUUCCGAUCAUCGCAUUAACAGCUUACACAUCAGGUGAGGAAGCCAGCAGGACGAUUAAGGCUGGAAUGAACGCUCACUUAUGCAAGCCUUUGAAAGUAGAGCAUCUAUUAGAAGCCAUCAAGAACAUUCACAAUGCCUUACCUAAAAUACAUUCACAUUAA